This is a messenger RNA of Rotaria sp. Silwood1, 495 nucleotides long. NCBI's taxonomy places the organism in Eukaryota, Metazoa, Rotifera, Eurotatoria, Philodinida, Philodinidae. The record is from the annotation of a GenBank genome assembly.
AUGUUUGUCGCAGCUAUUCUUACACCAAAGUGGUACAUUAGUUCAGAAAAAAACAUAAAUAUAAAUAUUUUUCAAAUAUGCACAAAUUCAUCAUCAUCACAAUCUUGUCAAUGGGUUUUCUGCUCACAAUUAAAUAAUUCAUUACUUGAAGCAAUAAACAUGAUAUAUCCAAUUCUUGUUGCCUCAUUUUCGAUUGCUUGUGUCGGUAUUAGUUUUAUUGGUCUUUUACUUGGUUCUUGGUAUAUAGAACGACAUGCACGUAAUAUUGAUUCAAGAUGGUUACUUAUGUUGACUCUGGUUGCUACUCUAGGCAGUUUUUUAUUCGCAACCACUGUUUGGACAAUGAUGUUAACAACAAACUCACAACAAAAAAUGUUCAAAAUUAAUGAUAUUCGUCUAAAAGAUUUUGGUUCAUCAUUUUGGAUCAAUUUGGGAUCAUCUGGGGUAUAUUUAUAUGCAUUUCUUAUUUAUCUAGUUGCUAUUUGCAAGAGCUGA